AUGUCGUUGUUGCUUCCCGAUUCAGACAGCCGCGAGACUUCAAGACGCCUCCAGCCCCCUCGCAGAAGGGAGAAGUGGAGCAUCGGAGCACUCGAUCGCGGUGGAGCAGAGGAGGCGUGGAGGAGAGGAGGCGUGGAGGAGAGGAGGCUUGGAGGAGAGGAGGCGUGGAGGAGAGGAGGCGCGGAGGAGAGGAGGCGCGGAGGAGAGGAAGCGCGGAGGAGAGGAGGCGUGGGGGAGAGGAGGCGCGGAGCAGAGGAGAGGAGAGGAGGCGUGGGAGGAGAGGAGAGGAGGCGCGGAGCAGAGGAGGCGUGGAGGAGAGGAGGCGCGGAGCAGAGGAGGCGCAGAGGAGAGGAGGCGCGGAGGAGAGGAGGCACGGACGAGAGGAGGCGCGGAGGAGAGGAGGCGCUAAGGAGAAUUCCUGCCGAGGAGGAGGAGCAGAGGAGAUGCAUCAGGGGAGGAGGAGCAGAGGCGAUGCAUCAGAGGAGGAGGAGCAGAGGAGAUGCAUCAGAGGAGGAGGAGCAGAGGAGAUGCAUCAGAGGAGGAGGAGCAGAGGAGAAGCAUCCGAGGAGGAGGAGAUGGAGCAUAGGUGGAGCAGAGGAGGUGGAGAAGCAAAGGAGUUGGCUCAGCCGAGGAGCAGCAGAAGAGGAGACGAGGAGCAAAGUAGCGAUGGAGCGAAGAAGCACAGUGGUGGAGUAA
Molecule: messenger RNA, 696 nt
Organism: Closterium sp. Naga37s-1
Lineage: Eukaryota; Viridiplantae; Streptophyta; Zygnematophyceae; Desmidiales; Closteriaceae
Source: the annotation of a GenBank genome assembly